AUGAAGCUCUGGGUGGCGCUGGCCCUGCUCGUCCUCGCCUCGGCCCGAGCGCAGGCGGAAGAGCUGGGCGACCCCGACGAGCUGGGCUACUUCUCCGACUGGUCCGACGGCGGCCAGGACAAGGAGGAGCUGCCCUUUCCCUUUGAGCACUUUCUCCAGAGAAUUGCCAGGCGACCCAGACCUCAGCAGUUUUACGGCUUAAUGGGAAAGCGAGAUGCUGGAUAUGGCCCACUGUCUCAUAAAAGACAUAAAACAGACUCAUUUGUUGGACUCAUGGGCAAACGAUCUUUAAAUUCUGGAUCUUCCGAAUGGAACACAGCACAGAUCUACGAAAGGAGGCGUAAAUGAGACCGUUCCUCCCUCCCCCGCUCAUUAUUUAUUGAACUUUAUUUGUUUAAAUGGGCAAGUUUGUGUAAUAUAAAAUAGCCAUUGUAAGAAAGAAUUCUUUAUUUAAUACUGAUCGUAAAUUCAAUAAAAAAAUUAUUUUUCCCCUCCUAUUGUGGCAGCGAUACAUGCAACAUACAAGUAAUGUGGUGGAUUCUGCUAUGACAACACCCGACAAAAUACAGAAAUCAGUUGGUGUUUCACAACAAAGCACAUCCUUUGGUAUGGUCUGUA
Messenger RNA from Euleptes europaea (tarantolino), 618 nucleotides. It is a transcript of the gene TAC1, whose product is annotated as tachykinin precursor 1. The coding region runs from base 1 to 348 and encodes 115 amino acids. The transcript is spliced from 5 exons. Gene Ontology annotation, biological process: tachykinin receptor signaling pathway. Lineage: Eukaryota; Metazoa; Chordata; Lepidosauria; Squamata; Sphaerodactylidae. The record is from RefSeq and is a predicted model, not a curated record.